Molecule: messenger RNA, 1361 nt
Organism: Humulus lupulus (European hop)
Lineage: Eukaryota; Viridiplantae; Streptophyta; Magnoliopsida; Rosales; Cannabaceae
Exons: 8
Coding region: 65-1273 (402 amino acids)
Cellular component (GO): cytosol
Source: RefSeq, a predicted model, not a curated record
AUUAGUGUUAAAUAUUAUCGGAUAGGACAGGCCAUAGUGUGAAGUUUAGGAUUGAGAGAAAUGUAUGAUAACUCAGUCUUUAGACAUUUUUCGGGAAAGAAAUUUGGUUAGGGGGACAGGAAUGGGAAUUCAGGUGUACAGUUUUUAUUCAUCACUGGCACUGUCAUCAUAUUCAUGGAUUCCCAAUAAGUUCCACUCACUAAACUUUUCUCGUCACCAGCUUCCCUUUUUCUCACCACCCAAACGCAGUCCUAGAACCAAAACGUUCUUGAGGUUAAGGAUGACCCCAUUGGCCCGGGCUGCACAAAACCCAGUGGUUCAACGACAGAAAGUGGUAGUACCAAACAAAUAUGGUGAAAAAUUAGUGGGCUUAUUGAAUGAUACUGGAUCUACGGAAAUCGUAAUCUUAUGCCAUGGUUUUCGAUCCUCUAAGGAAAGUACAACGAUCCUUAACUUAGCUGUUGCUUUGGAAGAGGAAGGAAUCAGCUCCUUCCGUUUUGACUUUGCUGGAAAUGGGGAAAGUGAAGGUACCUUUCAAUAUGGGAACUAUCAGAGAGAGGCUGAUGAUUUACGUUCUGUAAUCGAGCAUUUCAUUGGAGCCAAUCGCGUGAUUUGUGGAAUUCUUGGACAUAGUAAAGGAGGCGAUGUGGUGCUGUUGUAUGCUUCUAGAUAUAGUGAUAUUAGUGCUGUUGUCAAUGUUUCUGGGCGUUAUAAUCUGAAGAGAGGCAUUGCUGAACGCUUUGGAGAAGAUUUCAUGCAAACACUAAAGGAGAAAGGAUAUAUUGAGGUCGAAGAUAAAAAUGGAAGUACCAGUUACCGAGUGACCGAGGAGAGUAUGAUGGAUCGUCUAAAUACUGAUAUCCACUCAGCAUGUCUUCAGAUUAGCAAAGACUGCAGGGUCCUGACAAUCCACGGAUCAGCUGACGAAACCAUUCCUGUUGAGGAUGCAUUAGAGUUCUCCAAGAUAAUAAAAACCCACAAAUUGCAGAUUGUAGAAGGAGCUGAUCAUCGUUACUCCGCGCAUCAAGCUGAGUUAGCUUCAAUCGUUUCAGAGUUCAUUAAGGAAUCCCUGGAGAAGAACAAGGCUGCCUCUGGGCAAAGAAAAGUUGGAUCAACCAUGAGUUGGAGAGCUCUAGGGGCGGUGUGUACAUAUGCGGCAUGCUUGACCGCCACAACUAGGAUUACUUUUGAGGAACUAGGGAUAUGCCCUGUUUUGCUGCUUAGGCCGACCACUUUUGUAUUUCGUUUGUAUAUAUAUAUAUUUAGCUUAUAAACUCUUUUGGGGAUCCUAUGUAUAAACUCAAACUUUUUUAAUGAUCUUUGACUAAAUUUUUAAUACCUAAACCCUUAGUUAACUUUAA